AUGGCGUCCUCUCUGGCUCCUGUCACAGCAGAAAGGAGGACGGCGUUUUCCAUAGAUCGGAUUCUGGGUUUGGAGCUGGAAAGGCCCGGGAGCUGCAUGGGACUCCACCGACCGUGGACAGAAGUCGGAGCUGAGAAGGAAAACAGAGGAAACGGCCUUUACUCAAAGCAACAACAGCGUCAUGAACAACGGCAGCAUCAUCCUCAGCAGCUGAACUCUCCCAGGCCCACGUCAAGCUGGUACAUAGGACGGAGACCACGCACAGCCUUCACUAACAACCAGGUGAACGUACUGGAGACAGUGUUUCAGGUGAACUGUUACCCCGGCAUCCAGCUGAGGGAGCAGCUUGCAGGGAGACUCGACCUGGAUGAGGAUCGAAUACAGAUCUGGUUUCAGAACCGGCGAGCCAAGCAUCGGCGUUCUCUCAGAGAAACCCGACUGCGCCUGGUCCAGACGGCCGUGGCCGACCUUGGACACGAGGUCAUAGGUCAACUGAAGGUUGAGCAGGACGGACGCGGUGACCAGGGGCUCGCUCGACGCCUCGCCUCUCAUCUCCAGCUUCAGGUGGAGGAAGAGGAGCGGUGA
Mugil cephalus (flathead mullet) is the source of this 585-nucleotide messenger RNA. RefSeq names its product HESX homeobox 1 (gene hesx1). Gene Ontology annotation, molecular function: DNA-binding transcription repressor activity, RNA polymerase II-specific; RNA polymerase II cis-regulatory region sequence-specific DNA binding. Bases 1 to 585 code for a protein of 194 amino acids. Gene Ontology annotation, cellular component: nucleus. The transcript is spliced from 4 exons. Lineage: Eukaryota; Metazoa; Chordata; Actinopteri; Mugiliformes; Mugilidae. Gene Ontology annotation, biological process: forebrain development; regulation of transcription by RNA polymerase II; pituitary gland development. The record is from RefSeq and is a predicted model, not a curated record.